Molecule: messenger RNA, 1842 nt
Organism: Chanos chanos (milkfish)
Lineage: Eukaryota; Metazoa; Chordata; Actinopteri; Gonorynchiformes; Chanidae
Gene: dbh
Product: dopamine beta-hydroxylase (dopamine beta-monooxygenase)
Exons: 12
Coding region: 1-1842 (613 amino acids)
Biological process (GO): norepinephrine biosynthetic process; dopamine catabolic process; octopamine biosynthetic process
Cellular component (GO): secretory granule membrane
Molecular function (GO): copper ion binding; dopamine beta-monooxygenase activity
Source: RefSeq, a predicted model, not a curated record
AUGCGCUUGCUGAAUAAGGACUUGCGCCUCCACGACGUGACACUCAUGUAUUUGACUUUGCUGGCGACUCUGGUGGUGCUGCUGGUGGCCUCUUACCAGGCUGCUGGACAGGCUAGGACCCCUCUGCCCUUCGCCGUUCCCCUGGACCCCGGAGGCCAGUUACAGCUGUCCUGGAACGUCAGCUUCUCUCGGCAGGAGGUCUACCUGGAGUUGAGAGCUAGAGAACCACAUCAUGGCCUGGUGCUGGGCAUGUCUGACCAAGGCGAAUUCACAAAUGCUGACUUGGUGGUACUCUGGGACGAUGGACAAAAGUCUUACUUUGGGGAUGCCUGGAGUGACAGCCAUGGCAUGGUGUCCUUGGACCAUCAGCAGGACUACCAGCUGUUGGAGGCAAAGCACACUCCUGAGGGCUUCUUCCUACUCUUCAAAAGACCCUUCAGCACCUGUGACCCUCACGACUAUGUAAUUGAGGAAGGUACAGUCCAUCUGAUCUACGCAGUGCUGGAGCGACCUAUCCACUCAGUCCAGCAGCUCAACUUGUCCCUCCUCCAUCCUGGGGUACAACGUGUUCUCCUCCUCCAGCCAGACACACCCCCUCCUCCUCUUCCACGAGACGUCCGUACGAUGGAGAUCCUUGCUCCUAGUGUCACCAUCCCUACCCAAGAGACCACCUACUGGUGCCACAUCUAUGAACUGCCCCCCGACAUGCCCAAGAACCACAUCGUCAUGUAUGAGGCAGUGGUCACCCCAGGUAACGAGGCCAUUGUGCAUCAUAUGGAGGUGUUUGAGUGCUCUCCAUCAAUGGAUACAGUGCCUCAGUACAGCGGUUCCUGUGAUUCCAGAAUGAAACCCCGUGAAAUCAACUACUGCCGCCACGUGCUGGCUGCCUGGGCCCUGGGAGCUCAGCCGUUCUACUAUCCUCCUGAUGCUGGUUUGCCCAUGGGAGGAGCAGGUUCCUCUAGGUUUCUUCGUCUGGAGGUCCACUACCACAACCCACACCUCAUCUCAGGGCGAAGGGACUCCUCAGGCAUUCGUCUGUUCUACACUCCUUCUUUGAGGAGAUAUGAUGCAGGGAUUAUGGAGCUGGGUCUGGUCUACACUCCAGUCAUGGCCGUUCCUCCCCGCCAAAGUCAAUUCCAUCUCACUGGAUACUGUACAGCCAAGUGCACACAGACGGCAUUGCCUGCAGGGGGAAUCUACAUCUUUGCAUCCCAGCUACACACGCAUCUGGCAGGCCGCGCUGUAAGAACUGUUCUGGUGAGAGGAGGUCGUGAGGUGGAGGUGGUGCAAGAAGACAAGCACUUCAGCACACACUACCAGAUCAUUCGAACACUGAGGAACAGGGUAAACGUUUUACCAGGCGAUGUCCUCGUGACAAAGUGUACGUAUAACACUGAAGACCGGACCAAAGCUACAGUGGGUGGAUUUGGGAUCAUGGAGGAGAUGUGUGUAAAUUAUGUCCAUUACUAUCCGCGUACUCUCUUGGAACUGUGUAAAAGCCAUGUGGACCUAGGCUACCUGCAGAAAUACUUCAACCUCAUCAACAGGUUUCAUGGAGAUGACACAUGUAGCUGUGCUCAAAAGAGUGUGGAGGAACAGUUCUCCUCACUCACCUGGGACUCCUUCAGUGGGGAGGUGCUCAAUUCCCUCUACAAUACCUCCCCUAUCUCCAUGCACUGCAACCAAUCCACUGCAGAGCUCUUCCCUGGAGAAUGGGAAAGGCAAGAGUUGCCCUUGGUAACCACUCAGUUGAAAAGACCUCCUUACCCCUGCGAGAUGGGACGAGGCUCCGCCUCCCAGAUCAACACUCCAGUGGAAGUUGAGCCGAACCGCAACCCCUGA